This is a messenger RNA of Gigantopelta aegis, 2567 nucleotides long. Its product is annotated as gastrula zinc finger protein XlCGF8.2DB-like. The record is from RefSeq and is a predicted model, not a curated record. The transcript has a single exon. Bases 379 to 1503 code for a protein of 374 amino acids. NCBI's taxonomy places the organism in Eukaryota, Metazoa, Mollusca, Gastropoda, Neomphalida, Peltospiridae. Gene Ontology annotation, molecular function: RNA polymerase II cis-regulatory region sequence-specific DNA binding; DNA-binding transcription factor activity, RNA polymerase II-specific. Gene Ontology annotation, biological process: regulation of DNA-templated transcription.
GGUGAUAAUAGAGGUCCCAAAUGUGAAGUAUGCAGAAAAUAUGUCACAUGCAAAUCCAAACUAGAAGCACAUAUGAAGGUUCAUACAGGCGAGAAACCUUUCAAAUGUGAAAUGUGCACAAAACGUUUUACAAGCCGUAGCAACUUAAACAAGCAUAUAUUGAUUCAUACUGGUGAAAAUCAUUUUAAGUGAGAAGUUUGCACAAAACGUUUUAAACACAAAACAGUCUUAAAAGGUCUCAAAUGUGAAAUUUGCUUAAAAUAUUUCACAUGCAAGUCUAGACUAGAAACACAUAAGCUUGUACACACUGGCAAGAAAAAUGUCAAAUGUGAAGUGUGCACCAAACGUUUUACACGCAGUAAAAGCUUAAAACAGCAUAUGAUGAAUCCUACCGAUCAAAAACGUUUCAAAUGUGAAGUGUGCACAAAGACGUUUAAGUACAUGUGGCGCUUAAAAGAACAUAUGUUGGUUCAUACCGGCUCUGGUGAAAAACCUUUCAAAUGUGAUUUGUGCACAAAACGAUUUAUAUGGAGUUGUACCUUAAAACGGCAUAUGUUCAUUCAUAGCAGUGAAAAUCCUUACAAAUGUGAAGUAUGCACAAAAUAUUUUACAUCCAGUACUUGCUUAAAAUAUCAUAUGUUGACUCAUACUGGUGAAAAAUCAUUCGAAUGUGACUUGUGCACAAAACGUUUUACAACGAGUUCCAGCUUAAAACAACAUAUUUUGAAUCACAUGGGUGAAAAAUCUUUGAAAUGUGAAGUGUGCACCAAAUAUUUCACAUGCAGUCUCACCUUGAAACAACAUAUGGUCACUCAUAGUGAAAAAAAAUUCAAAUGUGAAGUGUGCACAAAAUGUUUUGCAUACAGUGGCAGCUUAAAACGGCAUAUAUUAAUGCACACUGGUAAUAAAGGCUUCAAAUGUGAAGUGUGCACAAAAAGUUUUGCAUACAGUUCCAAUUUAAAACAGCAUAUGAUUGUUCAUACUGGAGAAAAACGAUUUCAGUGUGAAGUGUGCACCAAACGUUUUACUCAGAAUGACAACUUAAAACUACAUAUGAUGAUUCAUACCGGUGAAAAACCUUUUGAAUGUGAAGUGUGCACAAGACGGUUUGUAAGGUCUUUUACCUUAAAAGAACAUAUGUUCAUUCAUACUGGUGAAAAACCUUUCAAAUGUGAAAUGUGCAAAAAAUGUUUCACAUGUAAAUCCAAGUUAAAAAAUCAUAUGUCCAUUCAUAACAGUGAAAAAAGUUUCAAAUGCGAAGUGUGCACAAAAUGUUUUAAACACGGUAAGAGUUUGAAACAGCAUAUGCUCGUUCAUACUGGCGAAAGACCUUUCCAGUGUGAAGUGUGCUCAAAAUGUUUUGCACAUGGGCUAAGUUUAAAGGGGCAUAUUUUGAUUCAUACUGGUGAAAAACCUUUCGAAUGUGAAGUGUGCACUAAAAGUUUUAGACGCAGAUCGAGUUUAAAGCAUCAUAUGUUUUCUCAUACCAGUGAGAAAGCUUGAUAAGCCAUGUUGUAUGCGCUCGUCCUGGUGUCAGAAUCGUGAUGUGAAGUGGUGUGUGUGUGUGUGUGUGUGUGUGUGUGUGUCCCCUACUUGAGCGCGUCCACGAUUUUGUGAAGGUGGGCUCUUUGCUGCUUGAGAUAUCAUAUUGGUCUGUAACGAGACUGGGCCCAAUUUCACAAACACAUUGUAAGCCUAGUUUUAUACGUAAACGUAAAUCUACGACUAAGCCACAAUUUUUAUUACUAUUACAGUACAACAAAUCUAGUUACAAAUGCACAUAUUUAAUUUUCUCUUUUCUUUAAAAUGCGCCAUUUUCCCUAAUGAUGUAAUUUUCUUCGUGGAAUAGCUGCCAUGCACGUGUAUAUGUAGGCCCAGAAUAACUGCAGCAGUUAGUCGCAGGCGUAAACUUACAAUGUUUUGUGAAAUUGGUCCCUAAUUAAUGUUGACCCAAUGAAUACAUACAUGUAUAUCGGAGAUUUUCUCGGUAGAAUGCAGAUUGACUCGACCAUCGUUCACCCAACCACAACCAUAUUGUGUGUGAUAUGUGUGUGUGUGUGUGGGGGGGGGGGGGGGGGGGGGGUAAAGGGAAAACAGAGAAUGAUGGCUUUACAGUGUUCAAGAUCAAACAUUGUUGGCAGUAUCCCAGUUGGAUACUAAAAUUUCAAAAUCUGGUAUCACACCUGAUAUUUUAGUAUCCCAUUUAAAUGAAAUUCAUAAAUAACAUCAUAACAAACUUGGACGACACUGUUCUCGUUCCCAGUCUAAUGCUACACCGCAAUCAAAAUCGUGAAAUUCGCGAUCAAACGGAAUCGGCAAAAAGAUUUGCUGCAUCUAUUUUUGCGUAAUACUGACAUAAAUUAAUAUUUAGCAGUAAUCUAUAAGUGUUUCUGACAUUACUAAUGAUAAACCUUCCUGUAUCAAUUUUUUGCAGAUGUGGAGUCAAUAUCUCAAAUAAAAUUUGAAGGGAGGAAACGUCCAACAAAAACAAUAGUGACUUAGCGGUUCCCAGUCAAUUGCUACGCCGCUAUUGCUCCAGUGUAGCAUUAGACUGGGUACGAGUAUGG